This is a messenger RNA of Aspergillus neoniger CBS 115656, 1377 nucleotides long. Its product is annotated as TBC domain-containing protein. The record is from RefSeq and is a predicted model, not a curated record. Lineage: Eukaryota; Fungi; Ascomycota; Eurotiomycetes; Eurotiales; Aspergillaceae. The coding region runs from base 1 to 1377 and encodes 458 amino acids. The transcript has 3 exons. Gene Ontology annotation, cellular component: mitotic spindle pole body. Gene Ontology annotation, molecular function: GTPase activator activity. Gene Ontology annotation, biological process: negative regulation of septation initiation signaling; activation of GTPase activity.
AUGGCGCCCUCCGAGUCCUCUCCUUCUCCCUCGUCCUUCCAUCCCACCCAGGCCCAGCUUAAUCUCGCUGCUCUGGCUGGGUCACCUUCACCGCGGACCAUGCGAGGCUUGCGCAAGAUCCAGUCUCACCAAAUCCUCUCAUCUCACCCACCUUCUUCUGCUCAUCAUCCGCCGUCGGGGCGCUUGUCUGCUGGCGCCGAGGAGCUCGCCCAACCUCCUCAGCUGGACUCGCCCGUGCGACUGCGCUCGCAACGCCGGGCGCGCUCCAACAGCGAUGCCUCGUCUCGGGAGGCCCCUGCGAUAGGAACUCAAAAGCGAUCGGCUAGAAAGACGGGUUCUGGGUUUGGAAUCAAGCGCUCGGUCUUGGAGACUCUCCUCCGGGACGGUCCGCACCAGGGCAACCUUCAGGAGGGUCUCCAGGAGCUCCGGUACCUCGUUCUCUCGACACGAGUUGAAGCAGACGCGGAUGGCAUGUCCACCUACCGAAUCUACCUCUGGCUCGUCCUUCUCGAUGUUUCUCCUGUUCCAACCGACGAAUACCUCUCCCUCAUCCACCGUGGUCGCUCCCCAGCCUACACCAAAAUCCGCAAUGACACAUUCCGCACGAUGGCCACAGACCCCCUAUUCAAACGCCGCGUUACGGAAGCCAGCCUGAUCCGGCUUCUCAAUGCUGUCGCAUGGAAACUUCACGAUGCAAAGAAUAAAUACCGAUCGCGAUCGCGUCCCUCGUCACGUCUCCGAGAGAUUGAGCUUUUGAUCAACACACCUCCGAGUAUUGAAGAAGAGCCCUCCCCAUCUGGAACACCAGGUAGUGUUGCCAGCAGUCGCGGCGGCGGCAGCGGGAUUACAAAUGAAUCAGCGAUCUACGUCCAAGGCAUGAAUGUGCUCUGCGCUCCAUUCCUCUACGCCGCCCGCAGCGAAGUCGAGGCCUUUGCCCUGUUUCACUCGUUUAUUACACGCGAAUGUCCGGGUUACAUCCGCGGCGCCAUGGAUGGGGUUCAUCGAGGACUGCGCUUGGUCGAUCAAUGUUUAGAGAUCGUUGAGCCCAAACUAGCGGCGUACCUCUUCUCUAAGGGCCUACAGGCGAAACUGUAUGCAUUUCCAUCGGUGUUGACCCUCUGCGCGUGCACGCCUCCUCUUCCGGAAGUGCUUCAUCUUUGGGACUUUUUGUUCGCGUACGGAACACAUCUAAAUAUCUUGUGUAUCGUGGCGCAAUUAAUUCGAAUGAGGGACACGAUCCUGGAAAGUCCGAGUCCCAACAAAAUCCUCCGAUCCUUCCCACCACUAGACGCCAAAGAGAUCAUCGCCCUGACGGUCCUUAUCGUCCGCAAGAUCCCCGAGCCGCUGUACGCUGAAUUAAUCGACCAUGCCAAAUGA